Messenger RNA from Corythoichthys intestinalis (scribbled pipefish), 5149 nucleotides. It is a transcript of the gene nrg1, whose product is annotated as neuregulin 1. Gene Ontology annotation, biological process: nervous system development; animal organ development; intracellular signal transduction. The record is from RefSeq and is a predicted model, not a curated record. NCBI's taxonomy places the organism in Eukaryota, Metazoa, Chordata, Actinopteri, Syngnathiformes, Syngnathidae. Bases 2141 to 3961 code for a protein of 606 amino acids. Gene Ontology annotation, molecular function: protein tyrosine kinase activator activity; chemorepellent activity. The transcript has 8 exons.
UCAAAAUUCCCUCAGUCCUUGAAGAAUCUACCUUGUCCGAUGUAGAUUCUUGACUCUUGAAAAGGUGAUGAUGCUGGAACUUUUGUUUGACUGGUGAUUACAUACUUUUUGCUUGGGGUUGUAAUGUAAACAUGAUACGAGUCAUACACACAUGCUUUUGAUGGGAAAUAAUUCAAUUAUUUUUGUGCUGUGGCUAUAACACAAGUAACACAUUUUAGAGCUGUAAUUGCAAUACCGUUAUACCGUGAAACUGUGAUAUUUUGGCUUAUCCUUAUUAGGUUAUAAUACCGUCAGAAUAUCAUAUCGGCACAUGCCUAAUCGGCACAAAAAUGAAAGCUGGUUUUAAGUUGCCAGUUUUAGAAUGAAUAAAGUAGAGUCAUGAAUCGACCUUGUCCAAUGUAGGUUCUACCUUGUCCAAUGUAGAUUCUUGACUCUUGACGAUGUGUUGAUGCUGGAACUUUUGUUUGGUGCUGUUCCAGUGAGAUUUACAAAGAUGACUGCCUUAAGAAAACAUCAAAAUUCCCUCAGUCCUUGAAGAAUUUACCUUGUCCAAUGUAGAUUCUUGACUCUUGAAAAGGUGAUGAUGCUGGAACUUUUGUUUGACUGGUGAUUCCAUACUUUUUGCUUGGGGUUGUAAUGUAAACAUGAUACGAGUCAUACACACAUGCUUUUGAUGGAAAAUAAUUCAAUUAUUUUUGUGCUGUGGCUAUAACACAAGUAACACAUUUUAGAGUUGUAAUUGCAAUACCGUGAAACUGUGAUAUUUUGGCUUAUCCUUAUUAGGUUAUCAUACCGUCAGAAUAUCAUAUCGGCACAUGCCUAGUCGGCACAAAAAUGAAAUCAGGUUUUAAGUUGCCAGUUUUAGAAGGAAUAAAGUAGAGUCAUGAAUCGACCUUGUCCAAUGUAGGUUCUACCUUGUCCAAUGUAGAUUCUUGACUCUUGACGAUGUGAUGAUGCGGGAACUUAUGUUUGGUGCUGUUCCAGUGAGGCUUUUUAUGGAAAAUAAUUCAAUUAUUUUUGUGCUGUGGCUAUAACACAAGUAACACAUUUUAGAGUUGUAAUUACAAUACCGUGAUACCGUGAAACUGUGAUAUUUUGGCUUAAUGUUAUACCGUCAGAAUAUCAUACCGGCACAUGCCUAGUCAGCACAAAAAUGAAAUCGGGUUUUAGUUUGCGAGUUUUAGAAUGAAGUAACGGAAAUUAACGCACGCUCCUUGAUCAAAGAACAUCCUUCUGAUUCAUUAUCAUGAUUGUCUGUGUUAUUACUCAGUUACUUGAGAUGACUAGAACACACUGGGCCUAUCCUCCUGGGAUGGAUCAUAUGUCUGCUCGCUCGGCUCCUUCCCCUAGACGAAAAACACACCCUUUAGUUUCAGCAUAAUCAAUGGGGAGUGCUGCUGGAGGAGGUGGCUCUCGCAGUCGGCCUGCCUGUGAUUCGCUGACAUGGGCUCUAAUUGGAUUAAGGAACUUGCUUAGCUGGAUGCUUUGUGCCGGGAUUGGGAGAAGGCAGCACAACGGACGCAGUAGCGAGACAGGAAGAGAAGGAGAGAGGGAGGAGGCCUGAGGAGCGCUGAAAGAAAAAGGGGAGUAACCCAUCUUCUCUGCCCUUGUGCUGCUGCUGCUGCUGCUGCUGCAACCAACCAACCUUCCUCCCACCCACCCACCCUCUCUCUAUCAUUCUGUUUCUCUCUUCUUUCACUUACUCAUCUGUUUCUGUGGUUGCUCUGGAGAGGAAGGACACCUGCCGCUCCCUCAUGAUUCAGCCAUUCUGCUGCUUGGAUCUUCACAGACGCACAAGGCAGUAUGUCCCGCCUGCCACUGCAGUGCCGGGCCGUCCUGUCUUAUGCACUUCAACUAGCGCAACUGCAGACGUCCCAUCACGACAACGCCAUCUCUUCCGACCAAGCGCUCAGUGUAUCUGAAUAUUCCACUUGUAGGCACAUUUCUUUGAGAGUAUGAAACUCCUAUCAUUCGUGCAUGGAAGGCCGUCGAUGUGCAUCCCCGACUGUUAGCCAGGUCAGAAUCAAGAACAUUUCCUCACUUUCCUCGGCUCAACUCGUCAUGGAAAAUAUACUCAAAGUGACUGCUGGCUGAUGCUGUCUGAGUUAAUAGUGUUGAGAUAUCCAGCAGUUAAGCCAAGAUGACCGAGGGAAUCGAGGAUUUUUCCCCUCAUGGAUCGGCCUCCCCUUCCGGCUCCGAUGUUGAUACCGGACAAGUCCCAGAGGAGAAACCAGAGGAGAAACCAGAGGAGACGGGAGAGAACGGGGAGGAGGUUGCAGAGGUGACUGCAGAGGGAGGAGAUGACGCCGAAGCCGGUGCCGAGCAUCCGGGAGCUUUAGGAGUUAUGGCUUUGUCGGGCACCUGCUGUGUGUGCAUAAAGAUGGAACAAAUUAACAAUUGCUUGCACUCUGAGAAAAUCUGCAUUCUGCCCAUCCUGGCCUGUCUGCUUAGUUUAGCUCUGUGCACAGCUGGACUCAAAUGGGUCUUUGCAGAUAAGAUCUUUGAGUAUGAACCCCCUACACAUUUAGGUCCUAAACGCAUAGGGCAGGACCCUAUUAUUUUUUCAGUGGACCCAACACUGGGACCGACUAUGACGAGUCCUCGUUCAUCUCCGUCCACCGUCACCUCGCCGCAUCCUGAGGUUUUAAUGGAGGACAAGUCUACACGAGGUUCAUACGUGCCUCCCCGAGGGACCCCGUCUCAACCGUCCGUCGCUGUUAAAUCCACUGCUGAACUUCCCCCCGUCCCUUUGACGACACAGGAAAUGAAUGACAUCGUCAUCUCAACUGUCUCUUCCACCAGCACCAGCACUACAGCCAAGACUUCCAGUCACGUCACACGCUGUAGUGAUAGCCAGAAGAACUACUGUGUCAAUGGGGGAGAGUGCUUUACCCUUGAAAUGAUGCCUGGCAGUACAAAGUUUUUGUGCAGGUGUCCAAAUGAAUUUACUGGUGAUCGCUGCCAAACCUAUGUAACGGCCAGCUUUUACAAAGCUGAGGAGCUGUAUCAGAAACGUAUUUUAACAAUAACAGGAAUCUGCAUUGCACUCCUAGUCGUGGGAAUCAUGUGUGUGGUUGCCUACUGCAAAACAAAGAAGCAGAGGAAGAAGCUCCAUGACCGUCUCAGGCAGAACCUGAGGUCUAAAAGAAACAAACUGGCCAAAUCAGCCAGCCGACGACAGGUUUCCAAUUUGCCUCUUCAGGAUUUGCAGCAGACCAUUCCAUGUAAUGGGACAGCAAUCCAACAUGCAGACGAGAAAGAGACAGAAACAACAUUCUCUACAAGCAAUUAUGCCUUAUCAACCCAACAGCCUACCACGCUCACCAACAUCUCCAGCCAAAGGCAUCUAUUAGCUGAGAAAGCCCUGCCUCACCUGUCGACGGUUUUGUGCAGCCCUCCUGCAACUCCGGGCUCUCCUCCCUCAGAGACGUCAGCCACUCUUUCCAGCCAGGCCAUCUCUGUCCCCUCUGUAGCUUUAAGCCCCUCCGCCGAGGAGAAGCGCCCCCUACUGUUGUCGAAGGCGCAACGGCCACCCAAGUCCUUAAGCCGGGAUGAACUCAAGAGGACCUCCGCGCAUUACAACCAUGGCCAAGAAGCACAUAGCUUACCACCAAGCCCGCUCCGUGCCAUGGAGAAUGAUAACUACCAAGUUCCGGUCACUACUGCAGCUAGCCAUAUGAUGUCGGCAUCCACUGAGAAGCUAGUAAAUGCGAACAACAUCAUCAAUAACUACAGCAUCAGAGAAGCAGCUGUUAUAAACGGUUACGUGCCGCGUAAUAAAGAGUACAGCAUUGACGGCGUGACGGCCAGUGAACCAGAAGAUCCGAAGGUGGAUCACACACCAUUUAUUUCUAUAGAGAACGCUAAAGCACUGCUGUUAAGAGCGAAGGAUAGCAGUAGGACUGCCGCGGCAUCGCUAAACGGUGACCUCCAAGUCAUGUCACCCGGUGCCACCAUCUAACAAGACCCAAGAACUGUUUAAAGAAUGCCGAAGAGGGAGUUUCAACAAAAAACAGUUACUAUUUAACCUUUAUUUUCUAAUAAAUUAUUUGCAGCAAAAAGACUUUUAAAGAUAAAAAGCAAGACUUUUAUUUUAAUGACGUAGUGAAUAGAGUUUUAUAAAUUAAAAAAAAAAAUGUACAAACUUGUUGAUGUCUUGUAGAUGAAGUGCCAUACACAGGUAUGUAGCAGUGUGUAAAAUAGCAAUGUAUAUGGUAGUGUGUAAAAUGAUCAAUGGUGCCUUUCUGUUGGGAAUUUUAAGGGAACUGCAAUCGCAAACAGGGCCGUAUAUUCGCCAUCUUCAAUUCAUCAGUAAGAAUAUCACGCAAGCCGCCUUCAGUGACUCACCAGUUUAAAGUGAAGAAGCGCUAAUAUUUCGGUAAGAAAGUUCAAAACGCAUGCUAACACCCAUCCUGGAACUACAAGGUGGUUUCAUGUCAUGAAAAUAUCGGAUCUGCCCGCUCCAUUAUUGGUCUCAUCGAAAUGUAAUACUGAACUGCAACAUUUAUUUGGAUGAUUCCAUGUGCAUCAUAACAUGGUAUUGGACGAAAUAAUAUGUAAUAAAUGUUUAUAACUGCCAAUGGAGUACUGUACACUAACACAUGCAAGCAAAAUACAGAUGUAAUCAGUUAACUGUUAAGAAAACACCUUUGGUCUCAUCAUUGUCACAUUUUCUUAAAACAAUGUCAAUGAAGGAAUAAAACAAUACUUGAAUAUAAAAUUCUAAAGGACGACAUAAAGAAUAUCCAGUUUUACUGAUUACAUCUUUGAAGGUAAAUAUCUAGUUUGUUUAAAGCUUAAAUAAAUGUAAGGCUCUUGAUUUCCUUUGUAAAGACAAUGUCUUCAGCAAUGCUUUUUGAGAAUUAAAAAAAAUUGCACCAUAUGUAAAUGUCUCAGUCUUAUUAGAAUCAGUGCCGUAUUUUCCACCUAAAAGCUUUCAAUUUUCUCAAAAGCCGACAGUGCGCCUUAUAAUCCAAUUCAGUUUACAGUGGGGCAAAUAAGUAUUUAGUCAACCACUAAUUGUGCAAGUUCUCCCACUUGAAAAUAUUAGAGAGACCUGUAAUUGUCAACAUGGGUAAACCUCAACCAUGAGAAACAGAAUGUGGAAAAAAAAAACCAGAAAAUCACAUUGUUUGAUUUUUAAAGAAUU